This is a messenger RNA of Hyalella azteca, 824 nucleotides long. RefSeq lists its product as uncharacterized. The transcript has 2 exons. NCBI's taxonomy places the organism in Eukaryota, Metazoa, Arthropoda, Malacostraca, Amphipoda, Hyalellidae. The record is from RefSeq and is a predicted model, not a curated record. The coding region runs from base 126 to 824 and encodes 232 amino acids.
GCUACGCUUGUGUUGCUCCAAUCGAGGCUUGCUUGAGAGUCUGGUGUUGUGGUGCGGUGCCGCUAGGAAAGUGCGGAAGAAGAAAGAGGUGGGCGGAGUUGCCAGUAAGGAUUAGGAGAAAAGAAAUGAUGCCCACGUUUGCCCACCUCCUGCUUCUGCUGGCCUUUGCCUCAAUUGCGUGCGGCCUCGAGAAGACUUGGAAGUUCACAAGAGUGAGCGAAACCGUAAUCAAUAACAGCAGCAAGAAAUCCGUGCCGUUGUCAUGGAUCUCGGCGACAGCCCGCGAAUCGAGGAAGGGGAAAUAUCGCCUUGUGUGUGAGGUGUCGCUGGAUGAAAGUUGGCUACUGAACGCUUUCGCCGUGCCGUACAAUGAAGAACUUGUUCCAGGCCCAAAGUAUAGCUGCCAAACCAACCGAAAUCCCGCGAAUAUUUUAACAGCUCAAUCUGGAAUCUCAGUUUAUGCCUGUACUCCUCGGGCGGUGGGGCAGAUUCACCGCAACCCCUCCAACUUACUCGACGGAGUUUACGCUGGAGAUCGAGACGGAUGUUACCAUUCCAAAAAGGUGAAUAAUCCUUACAUCGUCUUCAACUUGACUCGCACUGUGGCGGUGAGAAACGUGGCGAUGGUCUCUUUCUCUACCUCCAGCAGUGAAGACACGUUUCAAAAUCUGGACAUUCGUGUUGGAACCGCCCCGGCGACAGGCAACUUCUCCAGCUACGAGCAGUUGGCUUACAUGGAUGGCAUGGCACCACGUCCAUCUUACGAGUACACAUCCAAUGCCACUAAGCCCGUCUCUUAUACACAUCUAGAAGAUCGUAGNUAA